CUUUGCUUCCAUACCAAAAAGAAAUUCAAUAUUUUAUUAAAAAAAAUUAAAUCAAGGCAGGUGGCAUGUAUUAUUUAUAUAUGCUCCCUAUAGGAGGACCAAAUGGAAUAAAAAGCGUAGAGAAUUAAGUUGAAAAUGGGUGGAGAAGAAAGGCAGAUUUUUCAGGGUGUGAAUAUGAAGAAAACAGAUGCUGAAAUAUCCGAUGAAAUCCAGAUGAACAAAUGGGAUGUAUGCAUGGAGACAGGUGAUGAUAACCCAGUCUCCAACGGAUCCUCCCCGGCAGAUUCAGAAAACUCGAUUUCUUCUGCAUUGUCUUCAUCGGACUUGGUCGAGGAUGCAUCUUCUACAGCUUGUUCUUCAUCGUCGUCAUCCUCAAACGGCCCUUUGUAUGAAUUAUCAGAGCUCAUGGCUCAACUACCCAUCAAGAGGGGUCUUUCCAAGUAUUAUGAAGGGAAAUGUCAGUCUUUUACGUCGCUAGCGAGUGUGAAAAGCGUAGAAGAUCUUGUGAAGAAAGGGAAUAAUCCUUACAAUAAAACGAAAAUGAAGUCAUGCAAGAGUUUUGGGUGGGGGUUGGAGGGUCAGAACAAUAGGGUAUAUAGUCCUAAGGCUACCAUAUCCAAGAAGGGAUCAAGGGGAUCAUGUUUCUUGUCCUCAUCAUCUCUAGCAGGUAAGAGAGGCAGUUUGGUGAAUGUAAAUGUUCCAUUUCAAUCAUCAUCUUAAUACAGUUUUCACAGCGUGUGUUCUUGAGGAUCAUCCAUCAUCAUCAUAUUUUUGAAAUUAUAUAUAGGAUUUGUUUAAGGAUUUUUUUUUUAUAAUAAUAAAUGAAUUUCUUUGUA
Rubroshorea leprosula is the source of this 836-nucleotide messenger RNA. NCBI's taxonomy places the organism in Eukaryota, Viridiplantae, Streptophyta, Magnoliopsida, Malvales, Dipterocarpaceae. The record is from the annotation of a GenBank genome assembly.